UAAAGCUAGCCUUCAUACGUUCUUAUCUUAUAGUGUUCCAUUGUGGACCAGGAUAUGACAUGCCCCGAAGUAUUGUAAAAUACUUCUUGGUGCUGUGUUUUGGCGUAGCGUUUGCGACUUUAGUGUUGAUUUUUGAUCGCUUAUUUGUUGCAUUCAGUGGUCUUCACAGCUUUGAUUUGGCUGAUGAGUCGGAGACUUACUACGCAAGUAAAAACUCAGAGAAGAAUUUCACUCUGAUAAACACCAGAAACUUGGUCGACAAGGCUCUCCCUGACACUUCCGUUCGCUCGGAGCGGCUUGAGACUAAACAGCGCAGGGAAACAAGUGAAUUGUUUUUGAAAACAAAUGAGCUGGCGACCGCAAACACAGAAAUCCGGCGGAAGCUCCCUGAGGAACAAGCGCAGGAUAAUUUUAAACAUGACUGGUGUCGAAUGCAGCGAGCUCGUUUAGAUUGGAAAGAUGUUCUCCGUCCAUGUUGGAAUUCAACUGUUUGGGAGGCGCCAGGCAGAUUUGGAAUCAAUCAAAUGAGUGAUCCACAAAAGAGUUUUAUUUCAAAAUGGGAUAUUAAACCGUCCGGUGAAUUUAGCCGAUUAGUUAUUCAAUCGGUGUCAGUUAACAAUGAAUUAAAGACAUUUGGAGGAGAUUCUUGGAGAAUUCACCUCUAUGGACCAUCAUCUUUAGCUCCAACAGUGAUCGACCUUAAUAACGGAAGCUAUGAGGUUUUAUUUCUUAUCCUCGAGGAUGGUGAAUACGAAGCAAAGAUCUUCCUGGAUUACAGUCUCUGUCAUGGUUUCAAAGACCCACCUCCGUAUUGGUUUAAAAAAGGCAAUCCACAGGGUAAAAACCAACCUGACGGCAUUUUAAAGGGGGACAGACCUUUCCUGAUUGCUCAUUUUCGGAGAAAAGAAAAAGUGACAUUCAUUGUUCCUCCAUCGAAAAACAACCAGAGCCACGUCGAAAGUUUGGUGAAAAGAGUUUCCGUAAAAGAUUCCAACUCUCGUCAAUAUACAUGUGACCCGUCAUGUGGAACUUUCCUCUGGGAUGGUUUUGGUCGAUGGGUGAACGGCCGAUGGAAGCCUUACAUCAAAGAUAUCAUACAGAAAGACGGACGCAAUAAAGAAGGAAUGUUCUUUUCGUUCGGAGACUCGAUCUCGAACGCUUUUAUGAGCUCACUAACGUCUGGUCCGUACAGCGAGCUUUGUAAAGUGGCCUUCGCAGGUUGCCAGAAUGUCUAUCACUGGGUGUACGAUAUGCGAGGGUACUGGGGCGAUGGAGUGAAAUCACCGAGGGAACCGUUACCAGAUGGACGAGAUUACGACCACGAGCGAGUUGUAAAUGAAAUCAAAAAAACGCUUUAUAAUCCUGCUCUAACUGAAAAGAGUGUUCUUUUGAUGAACAUGGGCAUACAUUUUGCUGCUGCAGUGAACUUCACAAAUUACAGACGACUAAUUGAUGAUCUAAUAAGACUUGUUACUAAAGGCAAAGGACAGCCAAGGCCUUACAAUGAAAGUACAACAAACAUUUUCAAGGGCAGAUUUAUUUGGAAGACCUCUACUGCCCUAAACAGAGAUCGUUUUCCAAAUCCUCACAAAGACGUCCGUCGAUUUUUAACUUUCCAGCGCGUGUUACUUUACAAUGCGUAUGCUACUUCUGCUAUGUGCCGCGCGGGUAUUGACGUCAUCGACGUUUACCCAAUCAGAGAUUCAUAUCCAACCGGUACCAUUUCACUAACAGAUCCAGUUCACUAUGGUGGUCACGUGUUUAGGGAUGUGGAAGCUUUAUUAUAUAGGAUGUUCAGUCCUCAGGAUUCCUAAGGGGUGGGGGGUGGGAGGAAGGCGAACUUGCUGUGUUUGUUUAGUUCUCUUACUCGUUACCACAUACGUUCUAAGCUUUAUUUUUUACACAACGAAUAAUUCUAUAAAAUGUUUUAUCCUAUUUUGUUUACUUCAGAGGGAAUGACGAAGAGCUAACCGUCGAAACGUCAGCCUUGAAACUCUUUACGAUGAUCAAUUCACAUUGUCAAUUCAGAUGAUAAAACCAAAAUGACCUUGUUAUACUACACCACCGACACAGCAUCGCAGUUUCUUUAGAAACCUGUACCCUUUAUUCAGUUGCUGUGGUAGCCUAGCUACGUUUAAGAAACAAUUUAAAACAUUUCUUUUCAGGAAAGCCUCUAGUACUAGUUUAUAUUACUUAAUGCAAUGUAAAGCGCUUUUCGAAUAUGUGCACAGUUUUUAGCGCUCUACAAAUGCUUUAUUGCUAUUGUUAUUGUUAUCAUAACACACUGCCUCUUAAUUAGGUUUUCGUAAAUCAUGUUCAGGUGUUAGGUGGAGAUCCGCUGAUAUUUUCUUUUGUGUCUUCGUAAGGUAUAGGAUAAGUUCUUCCCUCCUUUUUAA
Stylophora pistillata is the source of this 2396-nucleotide messenger RNA. RefSeq lists its product as uncharacterized. The record is from RefSeq and is a predicted model, not a curated record. NCBI's taxonomy places the organism in Eukaryota, Metazoa, Cnidaria, Anthozoa, Scleractinia, Pocilloporidae.